AUUGUCUCACUUUAAGUUUUACUAGUGAAAAACAAUCACAACCCCACUAAAUCAAUAUAGUCAUGGUGUUGCCACUUUCUCUUCUCAAAACCGCUCAAAACCACCCGAUGCUUGUGGAGUUGAAGAACGGCGAGACUUAUAACGGUCACCUGAAAGCCUGCGAUUCGUGGAUGAAUAUUCAUUUGGUGGAUGUUAUUUUCACAUCAAAAGACGGUGACAAGUUCUUCAAAAUGUCAGAAGCGUAUGUCCGGGGAUCUACUAUCAAGUAUCUCAGAAUUCCAGAAACAGUGGUCGAUCUCGUGAAAACUGAAGUCAACGAAGUUCGUCGUCAACAGCAGCGCGAGCAAUCCCGUGGUCGUGGUGGUGGACGAGGAGGACGUGGAGGACACCGCGGAGGUGGUGGAAACCGAGGCGGACGCGGAGGAGCUCGAUAAUUCCUGCAGUGCUUCGAUUGCUGAUAACAAUUUCUCGUUUACUCUAAAUAAUUUAUGUAUUUGAAAUUAUUUUUUUACCCAAAAACCAAACCUUCCUCCGUCUCUUCUGAUCUUCCCCAAGUCGGGUUGUUUCACAUGUUUUGAAAUUUUAUUACAAUAAAUUGAAUUAUACUUC
Messenger RNA from Caenorhabditis elegans, 609 nucleotides. RefSeq names its product putative U6 snRNA-associated Sm-like protein LSm4 (gene lsm-4). NCBI's taxonomy places the organism in Eukaryota, Metazoa, Nematoda, Chromadorea, Rhabditida, Rhabditidae. The coding region runs from base 63 to 434 and encodes 123 amino acids. Gene Ontology annotation, biological process: nuclear-transcribed mRNA catabolic process; RNA processing; mRNA splicing, via spliceosome. Gene Ontology annotation, molecular function: RNA binding. The record is from RefSeq and is marked reviewed. The transcript has 4 exons. Gene Ontology annotation, cellular component: cytoplasm; nucleus.